Messenger RNA from Anopheles gambiae (African malaria mosquito), 3472 nucleotides. Its product is annotated as golgin subfamily A member 2. Gene Ontology annotation, cellular component: Golgi cisterna membrane; cis-Golgi network; Golgi apparatus. The record is from RefSeq and is a predicted model, not a curated record. Bases 106 to 3231 code for a protein of 1041 amino acids. The transcript has 3 exons. Lineage: Eukaryota; Metazoa; Arthropoda; Insecta; Diptera; Culicidae. Gene Ontology annotation, biological process: Golgi organization.
CUGUUGAGCUAACCUUCUCUACACCAAUCCAAUUGCAGCUGUGUCAGAACCAGUUGAUAGCACUUCGCAAAUUGAAAAAGCAAAAAAAACUAAGUGUGUGUAAAUAUGGCAGACAAGGCAGAGAAAAUCGCUGCUGCAAGGAAAAAGCUCAAGCAGUACCAGGCACGGCAGAAGGACCGGGAUCAUGAUCCGCACCAGCCGCAGGAAGGUUGCACCGAACCGACCCCGCCAGACAUAGGUCAACCGUACGCGACAACAACAACAACAGAUGCUGCACACCCAGACCAGCACCAGCCGUCAUCGCCUUCGCCCCAACCAUCCUUCACCUCCGUUGAGCUCACGGCACCGAAACCCUCCACAACAGUCGAUGGGCCACCCGGUGGAUCCGUUUCGAUUGCGAACUAUUUCAGCAACAACAGCAGCAGCAACAGCACCAACACCUUCGCCUUCUCCCACCAGCCCGGUGCGGUGGAUUUGUUCGAGAAUGUCGAACCAAAGCUGGCGGAAACGGCACCACCGGCACCGAUUGCUGAAGUCCGCCAACCCGAACCACCGCAGCCAGCGCCGGCGCUACCGGUCGAUGCCAGCCUGUACAACAUUAACCGGCUCUCAGACGAAAUCGGCAAUCUGAUCGCGAACGCAAACGCCGACCUCGGACCACAAAACACAAUACUCGAGCUGGAGUCGGAAAAGGCCGACCUGGGCCGGCAGCUGAACGCGGAACGGUUGGAAAACGACGAGCUGCGGCUGCGGCUACGCAACAACCAGUCGCUGGUGGACGAGCUGAAGCUCGAGAUUGACCGGUUGCGGCUGGAGAACAGCACGCGGCUCACCGUCGAGAUGGGACCGCUGCAGGAGCAGCUGCAGAUGCAGAUCCAGGCGGUCGGGGUGCUGGUGGGCGAGAAGGCCGAACUUACCGCCUCGCUGAGCAGGUGCAAGUCACUGCUCCAGGAACGGUCAGCCGAAACGGACGAGCUGCAGCGUCGGCUGCAGGAUUCGGCCAGCGCGGUGCAGCGGCUCGAGCGCGAGCUGACCGAAGCGAAGAGUCAGGGCCAGCGGUACGAGCGGCUGGAAGAGACGAUAGCCUCCCAGGUCGGCGAGUACCAGCGGGAGGCGGAACGGUUCCGCAAGCUGCACGACGAGCUGCAGGAAGAUUUGGCCGAGUUGCGCCAAAAGCUGACCGUGCGGAACGAGGAAUAUCAAGCCGCCCAGCAGUCGCUCGAGCAGGUACGGUCCGAGCUGGGGCUGGCGAAGGUGCGCAUCGAUCAGCUCACCACGGACGAUGGGCAGGAUUACAAUGCAAAGAUUGAGUCGCUAACGCAGCAAAAUCUGAUCAAGGCGCAGCAGAUCAAGGAUCUGCAGGACGUGAUCAAGCAGAUCGGCACGGAGCGGGACCAGAGCAGCCAGCAGUACCAGAACUACGUGCUGCACCUGAACAAGGAGAUCAGCAAUCUGGCGGAAAAGAUCCAGGAGCUGACGGACGAGAACAACCGGCUGGCGAAGAGCGAGGAGGCGGCCGUACGCUUUGCCAACGAGCUCGAGCGGCAGAUACAGCAGCAGAUGCAGCGGCAGCAGUCGGUGUACGUGGCGGGUCAGGAGGGGCCGGCCGGCGAGGGCGAUGGGAAGUGGCGCGAGCAGGCGGAACAGCUAACAGCGGAGCUGGACGGUUUGCGGCAAAGUUACGACAAAUUGGCACGUGAAAAGGAGGAGCUUAUGAAUGGAAGUGUUUCGAACGAGGAAAAACAGAAAACCGACUACGAAGCGCAGCUGAAGCAGUACGAAGAGCAGGUUGCCGAUCUGCAGCUUACGGUGGAACGCUUGCAACUGGACAAACCGGACGUGGCAAAGCUGCUGGCGGAGAUUGAGAGCGGUCGGGUCGGUGCUUCCCGUGCCGUGCAGCAGAACCAGGAGCUUAAAUCACAGCUGGAAGAGAUGCAGCGAGCGUUUGUGCAGAUUGUGAGUGAGGCUUGUGCCUGUAUACCAUUUUUGGGCUUUAAUGAAUCAAACGUUUCUUCUCCCCUAUUUUUUUUCCAGAGCAACGACAAGCUAAACCUCACGGAUAAGCUGCAGACGGAGCUGCACCUGGGGAAGGAGAUGAAAGCAAACUACGGCAAUCUCGAGACCGAGCUGGGUGCCAUACGCGAGAAGCUGCACUACAAGGACGAGGAAAUGAUACGGCUGGCGCACGAAAACACCGAGCUGAGCAAGCAAAUCUACCAGCAGAAUCAGGAGAUCGAUCGGUUGCGCUACUACGAGUCCCGCUCGAACGAUGCCGCCACGCUGCAGCGCGAGCUGGAGCUGCAGAAGCGCACUGCAGAGGAGCUGCGGCGCCAGCUGCGCGAAGGAUCGGAAACGCGCGCCGUGGUAGCGAACGGUGACAGUGAGCAAGCGAUUGCACAGUCCCGCCCGGUGGACAGUGCCCAGCUGCAGCAGGAAAUUGACACGCUGCGGGAGGAAAAGGCCGAGCUGCUGAAGGCACUGAACCGCUUCCAGCAGGAUCGAUCGCAGGAACAGGCCGGUCAAAACGGUGGCACCACAGCAGCAGCGUUCGAUCACCAGUCGUCGAUCGUGAGCAGCAUCCCGACGAUCGAGGCGAUGGAGAAGCUGCAGCAGCGGUUCAAGCGCACCAUGCUGGAGGUGGCCGAGCUGACGGAGGAAAAGCAGCGGCUCGAGCAUCUGGUGCUGCAGCUGCAGGGCGAGACGGAAACGAUCGGCGAGUACAUCACGCUGUACCAGCAGCAGCGCCGGCUGCUCAAGCAGAAGGACAUGGAGCGCGAUCUGCAGCUGCAGCAGCUGGCGGACGAUCGGGAAAUGAUGAAGCUGAAGCUGAAGGAGCUCAACUAUCUCGUGCACCGGCUGGUACAGGAACAGCAGGAGGGUGGGCCGGAGCAGCACCAUGACGGGUUACACAGCAGCAGCCUCAGUCAUCUGGAUGCGAGCUUCGCAGCGAACAACACUACUAGUCCGAGUAGCGGUGCAUCGACACCGUCAUCACCGAUGGUGCGUGCGAACGGUGCUGAAGGGGAUUACCACCACGAACACCAUCAUGAUCACGAUCACGAUCACGACCACCAGCACCACUCUCCGCCAUUACCAAAGGUGCACAUCAGGCCGACGGAAACGGCCGGCCGCAUCCUGUCGCUGCUGACCGACAUCAAGGAGGCGAACAUUCCGUACGGCAGCGGGGUGCAGCACUGUUCCUGCUGCUCCGGACGGCUCGAGACGGUUUAGAGAGGCGCACGGGGCACGGGAACAGGCAGGUCCCCCAAGCCCUCCCCAUACAAAAGCUGUGGUAUAGUGUUUCUUGUUUGUUUUUUUAAUGGAUACUUUAUGGCAUAUUUUAUUGUGGUAAACGUUUCUUGGCGCCCAUAUAUACACACACACACAAACAUCCAUAUAUUUAGCUGGCAUAGCGUGUAUUUGUACGAUCGAAAUAUAGACGCCUAACGCAAAGCAUAGCGCGUAAAGAGCA